Molecule: messenger RNA, 1101 nt
Organism: Funneliformis geosporum
Lineage: Eukaryota; Fungi; Glomeromycota; Glomeromycetes; Glomerales; Glomeraceae
Source: the annotation of a GenBank genome assembly
AUGCUCGGUGAAUUUGGUGAUUUUGUCCGAAUUAAAGAUAGUCAAAUAGCAGUUGACCAAAAAUUAGAAACCAUUCGCGAACAUUUAAAAGUACCUUAUAAAGGUGUAGUUCGUUUUGGGGGGAAAACCACUGAACAAAUUGCCAAAGAAAGAUACGAUAAAGUUUUAGAAGAGGUUAAUUUCGACUAUGAUAAACUUCAUGAUUGGCUUUACAAAGAGGAAAAUAAAGAUAAAGUUGAAAUAGUUAAGUUGGAAGGGUCAGAUUUUCAAGCAGCAACCGAAGCAAUUUUUAAUAAAAUUAAAAGUAAAACUGGACAAAUUAUUUAUCCUUCUUUUCACCUUGAUAAAGAAUAUAACGAAUUACGUGUGGCCAAUUGGAAAUCAAUAGAGGAAAAUUAUGUUCCAAUGAAAGGAACAUUUAAUAAUACAGAUGCUAUUUUAAUUGACUGGGCUGGUGAGGUAGGAAACACCAGCAAGACAGGAAAUAAUAAAUACAACUCGGUAGUUAUUUUUCUCCACGGCACUUAUGGACACAGAGGAAUUUUUAAAGAAAUGGAACCAAAACUCCCCCAUACUAAAAUUAUUUAUCCUUAUUCACCAACUUUACAAUAUGAUAUGUGGCAUGGUGCCGCUAAGGCUCCGGGUGGGCAAUGUCAAGACUAUCCGCAAUUAAGGCGAGCCACUAGCUAUGUUAACGAUAUUAUUGAGGGAGAAAUCGCAAAUGGCAUUUCGCCAGAAAAGAUUUUCGUAGCGGGUUAUUCCCAAGGUGGUUUAUUAACUUUGGCCGUGGCUUUGACUUCGCCGCACCAAUUAGGUGGUUUUAUUUCUCUCUGUGGACUUUUGCCUCAAAGAGGUUAUAAUGUCGAAUUUAAGACUCAUCCAGGUUUAGGACACAUUUGGAAAAACGAGGAUAUAACGGAGUUUCUGGAAAAGUGUUUCGACCAAAAGGCCAAAAAACCGCCAAAUAAAACUAGUAGUGAAUGGAAUACCGCUCAAAAAUUAAUUAUUAGUGGUGGAGUAAUUGGAAUAGUGGUUAUAAUUUGUUAUCUAAUAGUGUUAAUUAGGAAAAAAAAGAGAGGAGUUAAUCAAAAUAAGGUUUAA